Molecule: messenger RNA, 570 nt
Organism: Lactuca sativa (garden lettuce)
Lineage: Eukaryota; Viridiplantae; Streptophyta; Magnoliopsida; Asterales; Asteraceae
Product: putative mitochondrial protein AtMg01250
Source: RefSeq, a predicted model, not a curated record
AUGGAACAAAUGAAUUUUGGGGUGAGAUGGCGGCUUUGGAUUCAUAGCUAUUUAGAAUGCGGAAGAGCUUUAGUGAUCAUCAAUGGAAACCCUACAAAGGGUGUGAGGCAGGGGGACCCAUUAUCCCCCUUCCUAUUUAUUAUUACAAUGGAAAGAUUAAAUUUUGCUAUGAAGACGACAGUGGAGAAAGGCGUGUUCGACGGGAUAAAAUUCCAAAAUUCUAGCUUGUGUGUGUCACACUUAUUUUAUGCAGAUGAUGCAUUGUUCAUUGUAGAAUGGUCUAGGCGAAACAUAGCUAAUUCGGCAAGGAUCUUACGAUGCUUUCACAUCUCAUCUGGAUUGAAAGUGAACUUCAAAAAGUCAAAAGUGUUUGGUGUGGGUGCUCCUCUUAUGGAAAUUUCAAAUUGGUCUGCCCCUCUUGGAUGUGAACCAUCGUCGAUCACGUUUACUUACUUGGGUAUCCCUGUUGGUGAGAAUAUGAAUAAAAAAGAAUGCAUGGAGGCCGAUCAUCGAAAAGUUUCACUCCAAGCUCUCUAUGUGGAAAGCGAAAGCAUUGAGAUUUGGUGGUAG